Mercurialis annua (annual mercury) is the source of this 2884-nucleotide messenger RNA. RefSeq names its product pentatricopeptide repeat-containing protein At4g21065. Gene Ontology annotation, biological process: RNA modification. The coding region runs from base 227 to 2626 and encodes 799 amino acids. Gene Ontology annotation, molecular function: protein binding; zinc ion binding; RNA binding. NCBI's taxonomy places the organism in Eukaryota, Viridiplantae, Streptophyta, Magnoliopsida, Malpighiales, Euphorbiaceae. The transcript has a single exon. The record is from RefSeq and is a predicted model, not a curated record.
ACACACACGUGUAUAUUCUUCAUCCCUAACCGACACUGCAAAUUUUAGUUGUUAGGUAAGUUCCCGCCAUCGCCAUGUCUGAAAUGCAUAUCUUCCAAUCUCAUUCAAAUAUUUUUCAGGGGAACUAUCUGAAUUAUUAAAGAACAACGGAUAAUAAUAAAUCAUUCUUUUAUAUGUUGUGAGAGCUUUACAUAGAGAUUUUUGUUUGACAAAAAAAGAGGCGGGCAUGCCCAAAUUGCGAAGUUUAAACUUGCAUAGGCUUCCAUUUACGCAAAUAAAUCGAACGGGUUUUUCUGAUUCUGCAAUUGAAUCAAACCAACUUUUAAAUAAUUUGUCGAAGACUGGUCGAAUAGAUGAAGCACGCUACAUGUUCGACAAAAUGCCUGAGAGGGAUGAGUUUGCCUGGAACACAAUUAUUGCAGCUUAUGCCAAUUCAGGGAAAUUAAACGAAGCUAAAAAACUUUUUAGUGAGUCCCCGUUCAAAAGUUCAAUCACAUGGUCUACUCUCAUAUCUGGGUACUGCAAAAAUGACUGCGAAAUUGAAGCUUUCGGCUUGUUUUUACAAAUGCAGUUAGAGGGGAAUAUGCCGAAUCAGUACACCUUAGGGAGCAUACUUAAACUGUGCUCAAGAAUGAGACUUCUUCGAAAAGGGGAACAGAUUCAUGGGUACGCCUUAAAAACUCGCCUUGAUGGGAACGUUUUUGUUGGCACCAGUCUUGUUGAUUUGUAUGCUAAGUGUGAGUGCAUUUCAGAAGCUGAAUGUAUUUUUCAAAUGGUGGCUGAUAACAAGAAUCAUGCAACAUGGACCGCUAUGCUUACGGGAUAUUCUCAUAAUGCAGAGGGGUUCAAAGCGAUCAAGUUUUUCAAGGACAUGAGAGCUGAAGGUGUCGAGUCUAAUCAGUUUACUUUUCCGAGCAUUUUGUCAGCUUGUGGAGCUGUUUCGGAUCAUAAAUUUGGAGUUCAAGUGCAUGGCUGCAUAGUUAGAAGUGGUUUGGUAGCUAAUAUUUUUGUCCAAAGUGCGUUGGUUGAUAUGUAUGGUAAAUGUCGAGACUUGAGUAGCGCAAAAAGGGUGCUGGAGCAUAUGGAGGUUAAUGAUGUGGUUUCUUGGAAUUCCUUGAUAGUUGGGUGUGUCAGAGAGGGGUUUCAAGAGGAAGCUUUGUAUCUGUUUCGUGAAAUGCGUACACGAAAUAUGGAAAUUGACGACUACACAUACCCGUCCGUAUUAAAUUCUUUAGCGUCAAUGAAGGAUACACAAUAUGCAAAGUCCGUUCAGUGUCUGAUAAUGAAAACUGGAUUUGGGGCUUACAAGCUUGUAAACAAUGCCCUUGUUGACAUGUAUGCUAAACAGGGAAAUUUAGAUUAUGCAUAUACAAUAUUUAACCAGAUGACAGACAAGGAUGUUAUCUCAUGGACCUCCCUAGUAACAGGUUACUCAUAUAAUGGUGCUCAUGAAAAUGCUAUAAAGUUGUUCUGUGACAUGAGAAUUUCAGGUGUGUGCCCUGACCCAUUUGCCCUUGCUAGUGUUCUUAGUGCCUGUGCAGAACUGACAAUUAUGGAAUUUGGGCAGCAGGUUCAUGCAACUGUUCUUAAAUCCGGUAUCUGUUCAUCCUUAUCGGUACAUAACUCUCUUGUGACAAUGUAUGCAAAAUGUGGAGCCAUAGAAGAUGCCAAUUGUGUUUUUGACUUCAUGCGAAUACGGGAUGUCAUAAGCUGGACUGCUCUAAUAGUUGGAUAUGCACAGAAUGGUAGAGGAAAGAAUUCACUACAUUUUUAUAAUCAAAUGAUUGCAACCGGAACACAGCCAGAUUUUGUAACAUUUAUUGGUUUAUUAUUUGCUUGCAGCCAUACUGGUCUUGUUGAGGACGGGCGCUGCUAUUUUGAAUCAAUGGAUCAGCAAUAUGGUAUCAAGCCAGGUCCUCAACACUACGCAUGUAUGAUUGAUCUAUAUGGACGCUCAGGAAAACUUUCCGAGGCCAAGGAACUACUUAAUCAAAUGGUUGUGGAACCAGAUGCAACUGUAUGGAAGGCUCUGCUCGCUGCUUGCAGAGCACAUGGAGAAUUGGAUUUCGGAGAGAUUGCAGCGAAAAACCUCAUUGAAUUGGAACCGACAAACUCCAUGCCUUACGUAAUGUUAUCGAACAUGUACUCUGCUGCUAGCAGAUGGGAAGAUGCUGCUAGAGUGAGGCGAUUAAUGAAAUCGAGAGGAAUUAGUAAGGAACCAGGUUGCAGUUGGAUUGAGUUGAACAGUAAAGUUCACACCUUUAUGUCUGAAGAUAGAAGUCAUCCAAUGAUGAAUGAAAUUUACUUAAAGAUUGAUGAGAUAAUUAUGUUGAUUAAGGAAGCUGGUUAUAUGCCAGACAUGAAUUUUGCACUUCAUGACAUGGAUGAAGAAGGUAAAGAGCGUGGUUUAGCUUUUCACAGUGAGAAGUUAGCUGUUGCUUUCGGACUUCUCACCGUGCCACCUGGAGCACCGAUUCGCAUUUUCAAGAAUCUUAAGGUUUGUGGUGAUUGCCAUACUGCCAUGAAAUAUAUAUCGAAGAUAUACCUACGGCAUAUUAUUUUAAGGGACUCGAAUUGUUUCCACCAUUUCAGAGAAGGAAAAUGUUCUUGUGGAGAUUACUGGUAGAUGGAAGGAUUGAAUAUUGAACUGAAAUUCAUAUUUUCCCUAAAUUUAUCCUAAUUUUUGACCUCGGAUCAAAAAGAUAUACCUUGGCUGUAUUUAUCUCUUUCACAAGUUUAGCAAUGAGUAAAAUCCUAUUAUUCUGAUAGAAGAGAACCUGUGAUUAGCUUUUAGAAAGUACGGAUGUACAUAACAGGUACCCGGAACUAAAUCCGCAAAUUUUUCAUUUUAGCUAAGCAUAUUUCUGCCAUCAAUUGGAAGAUA